CUUCGUUUGCUAUUAAUUAAGGGGGUAAAACGAAUUAAAUGCAGUCAGAUAUAAGCAAGCAAAGGAAGCAAAAUCAGUUAGAAAGAUUUUUGCACAGCAAUACAAUUAAAAAAAAAUUUUGAAUAUUGUGUAUAAAGAUCACAAGUAGACUAUAAACUUUCUGAUAGAUAUUCUUCUAAAUGAAACUUUUUGAUUUCAUUUAAUUUUUGUUCAUUCAUCAAAAACUGUUUAUUUAAAUAUCGUUCAUUCCUUUUAAGUCCCAUCUCUAACUUUUGUGUUUGUAUACGUUCGAACAAUUGCAUAAUUACAUAAAAAAAUGUUAGCGUGUGUCCGUUUUUUUAUUUGUGUGGCGUGAUUUUUGAAGUGUGUGUUUUAGCAACAACACGCCCGUAUUAGCAAUCCUCAAAAUGCAGCUGCACGUCAGAGGUCAAUCGACACACGUCUUGGAUGUCAAUGGCGAGGAGUCCAUUGGACAAAUCAAGGACCGCAUCAGAGCUUUGGCUGAGGUUGGAGCUGAAGAUUUAACACUGUCAGUGAAUGGUGCUCCCCUUGAGGACUCAUGCCUGGUUUCUGAGCUGUCCUCAACUGAGUUGGACCUCACAGUGCCAUUGCUCGGUGGUAAAGUACACGGCUCCCUAGCUCGUGCUGGUAAGGUCAAAGGUCAAACCCCAAAAGUUGAAAAACAGCAAAAGAAAAAGAAGAAGACUGGUCGUGCCAAGCGCAGGAUCCAAUACAACAGAAGAUUCGUCAAUGUUGUCCAGACCUUCGGCCGUCGCCGUGGACCCAACUCCAAUUCAUAGGUUACUUUUGUUGUAAAUAAUAUGCAAAUAUAACAUCUUUUUUGCUCCAUUUGAUUGUUUUAAUUAAAGAGUUGCCUUCCAUAUCCAAAUAAAUCAUUAAAAGAAAUACCGACUCAUGAAAAGUUGUAUUUCUAUCGGAUAAAAUCUAGUUGGAUAGGGAAUAAUUUGUUGAGUUAUCCUGGCUAGUUAACAACUCACGGCAUGCUUCAGUGCUGUCAUCUACCGCUCCAUUUCAGGAAAUCCAGUGAAGCCACUCAGUGGGUACAGGCAGUGUACUCACAACACAGAAACCCUUUUCUAUGUUCUGCGAGUGCACUGCAUAUAGAGCAACACGGCCGAUGCACUCUAUGGCAGUGCAUAAUAGAGAUGAGAUAAAGCUCUAAUAAAUUAUAUAUCUGUUAGGCGAUUCUCACGUAAGAAGUGCGU
Messenger RNA from Chilo suppressalis (striped riceborer), 1226 nucleotides. Lineage: Eukaryota; Metazoa; Arthropoda; Insecta; Lepidoptera; Crambidae. The record is from the annotation of a GenBank genome assembly.